CUCAGGGGUCCUCGCGCGAAGGCUGAAGGGAGUGUGGCAGGCGGCAGAGAACCCGGCCGGCCGGAAUGCCUCGGUACGCGCAGCUAGUUAUGGGGCCCGCGGGCAGCGGGAAGAGCACCUACUGUUCCACCAUGGUUCAGCACUGUGAAGCCCUCAACCGCUCUGUCCAGGUGGUCAACCUGGACCCUGCAGCAGAGCACUUCAGCUACCCUGUGAUGGCUGACAUCCGGGAACUGAUCGAGGUGGACGAUGUGAUGGAGGAUGAUUCUCUGCGGUUUGGUCCCAACGGAGGAUUGGUAUUCUGCAUGGAGUACUUUGCCAACAACUUUGACUGGCUGGAAAACUGCCUGGGACACGUUGAAGAUGAUUACAUCCUUUUUGACUGUCCAGGUCAGAUCGAGCUGUACACACAUCUGCCUGUGAUGAAGCAGCUGGUCCAGCAGCUUGAACAGUGGGAAUUUCGAGUGUGCGGAGUAUUCCUUGUUGAUUCUCAGUUCAUGGUGGAAUCUUUCAAGUUUAUUUCUGGCAUCCUGGCGGCUCUCAGUGCCAUGAUUUCUCUAGAAAUCCCACAAGUUAACAUCAUGACGAAGAUGGACCUGCUGAGUAAGAAAGCCAAAAAGGAAAUUGAGAAGUUUCUCGAUCCAGACAUGUACUCUCUGCUAGAAGAUUCAACAGGUGAUUUAAGAAGCCAAAAAUUCAAGAAACUGACAAAAGCUGUGUGUGGCUUGAUCGACGACUACAGCAUGGUUCGGUUUCUGCCAUACGAUCAGUCGGACGAGGAGAGCAUGAACAUUGUGCUCCAGCACAUCGACUUUGCCAUUCAGUAUGGCGAGGACUUGGAGUUUAAGGAGCCAAAGGAACAGGAAGAAGAGUCUUCCUCCAUGUUUGAUGAGUAUUUUCAGGAACGGCAGAACGAGUGAGGUUGACUGCACGGUGACCAUCUGAUUGUGGCUGUAGGAAUGCAUUUCUGGAGGAGGUGACUGGAAGCUGCUGCUUGUUUUAAUGUAAACAACGCUGGACCCUCCCCGCAGUGAGCCUGGAUUGUGCUUGGAGCUUUGAAACCAUUACUCUUUCUUUUUCUUUUUCUUUUUUUUUUUUUUUUUGGUUUUUUGGUUUUUCGAGACAGGGUUUCUCUGUAGCUUUGGAACCUGUCCUGGAACUAGCUCUUGUAGACCAGGCUGGCUUCAAACUCAUAGAGAUCCACCUGCCUCUGCCUCCCAAGUGCUGGGACUAAAGGCGUCCGAAACCACUACUCUUUUAAGAGGUUCUAUUCUGAUUUUGGAUUUAAAAAAAAAUCAAAGUAGCAAUUGAUGCACAAAGACUUGUAUAUAAUAUAAAUCAACCGAUCCACACACAUAUAUCUCGUGUGUGUGUGUGUGUGUGAGAGAGAGAGAGAGAGAUUGAGAGAGUGUGUCUAACUUUAUUUUUACGGUUGGAUUUUUGGUUUUUGAGGGGUUUUCUUUUGAUUAAUUUGUUUCUGGAGAGAAACAAUUAUUGUAACAAAACCAUAUAUCUCCAUCCAAAUUAAAAAACUGAAAAGGUAUACAUAAAUCUUAUUUUCCCAAAUCAAACAUGUAUUAUUUAUAUAAUUAAAAAUUAAAACUGUUUUGAA
Messenger RNA from Microtus oregoni (creeping vole), 1612 nucleotides. RefSeq names its product GPN-loop GTPase 3 (gene Gpn3). Gene Ontology annotation, molecular function: GTPase activity. Lineage: Eukaryota; Metazoa; Chordata; Mammalia; Rodentia; Cricetidae. The record is from RefSeq and is a predicted model, not a curated record. The transcript is spliced from 8 exons. Bases 66 to 920 code for a protein of 284 amino acids.